Oncorhynchus tshawytscha (Chinook salmon) is the source of this 4070-nucleotide messenger RNA. Its product is annotated as mucin-2-like. Bases 11 to 3214 code for a protein of 1067 amino acids. The record is from RefSeq and is a predicted model, not a curated record. NCBI's taxonomy places the organism in Eukaryota, Metazoa, Chordata, Actinopteri, Salmoniformes, Salmonidae. The transcript is spliced from 2 exons.
UGCAGCUCCUAUGACCCCCACAACUGCAGCACCUACAACGACAACCACAACCGAAGCUGCUACGACAACCAAGACUUCAGCGCCUACUACGACAACUACAACACCUACAUUACCUACUACGACAACCACAACACCUACUACGACAACCACAACUGCAGCUCCAACUACAACAACUGUAGCUCCUACGACCACCACAACACCUACUACGACAACCACAACACCUACUACGACAACCACAACACCUACUACGACAACCACAACACCUACUACGGCAACCACAACACCUACUACGGCAACCACAACACCUACUACGCUAACCACAACUGUACCUCCUACGACAACCACAACUGUACCUCCUACGACAACCACAACUGUACCUCCUACGACAACCACAACUGUACCUCCUACAACAACCACAACUGCAUCUCCAACUACAACAACUGUAGGUCCUACGACCCCCACAACUGCAGCACCUACAACAACAACUGUAGCUACUACAACCACAACUGCAGCACCUACUACGACAACUACAACCGAAACUGCUACAACAACCACGACUUCAGCACCUACUACAACAAAUACAACACCUACUAUGACAACCACAACACCUACUGUGACAACCACAACUGUAGCUCCUACGACAACCACAACUGCAACUCCAACUACAACAACUGUAGCUCCUACGACCACCACAACUGCAGCACCUACUACGACAACCACAACCGAAGCUGCUACGACAACCACAACUUCAGCGCCUACUACGACAACUACAACGCCUACAUUACCUACUACGACAACCACAACACCUACUACGACCACCACAACUGCAGCACCUACUACGACAACCACAACACCUACUAUGACAACCACAAAACCUACUACGACAACCACAACACCUACUACGGCAACCACAACACCUACUACGACAACCACAACUGUACCUCCUACGACAACCACAACUGCAGCUCCAACUACAACAACUGUUGCUCCUACGACCCCCACAACUGCAGCACCUACAACAACAACUGUAGCUCCUACGACCACAACUGCAGCACCUACUACGACAACUGUAGCUCCUACGACCACAACUACACCACCUACUUCAACAACCGCUGCAGCAUCUGCUAAAAUAACUACAACUGAUACUCCUACAACCACAUCUGUAGCUCCUGUGACCACUACAACUGCAGCACCUACUUCAACAACUACAACUGAAGCUCCUACGAUAACCACAACUGCAGCACCUACUACGACAACUACAACCGAAGCUGCUACGACAACCACGACUUCAGCACCUACGACAGCUACAACACCUACUACGACAGCUACAACACCUACUACGACAGCCACAACUGUACCUCCUAUGACAACCACAACUGUACCUCCUACGACAACCACAACUGUACCUCCUACGACAACCACAACUGUACCUCCUACGACAACCACAACUGCAUCUCCAACUACAACAACUGUAGCUGCUACGACCCCCACAACUGCAGCACCUACAACGACAACUGUAGCUCCUACGACCACAACUGCAGCACCUACUUCAACAACUACAACUGCAACACCUCCUACGACAACCACAACUCCAUCUCCAACUACAACAACUGUAGCUCCUACGACCCCCACAACUGCAGCACCUACAACAACUGUAUCUCCUACGACCACAACUGCAGCACCUACAACGACAACCACAACUGAUACUACUACUGCAACAUUAGAUUCUAUGACCACUAAAACAGCUGCACCUACAACAACAACUGUAGCUGCUAUGACAACAAAUAUAUCCCCAACCACUACAAUGUUAGCACCUACUUUGACAAUCACUUCAGCUCCUUCUACACCAACUAUAACUCUUACAACUACUACGACUGUAGCACAUACUACAACUACAACUGAACCUCUUACGAUAACCACAACUGCAGCACCUAUUACGACAAUUACAAUCGAAGCUCCUACGACAACCGCAAAUGCAGCACCAACUACAACUGCAGCACCUACUACGGCAACUACAUCUGCAGCACCUACUAUGACAAUUACAUCUGCAGCACUUACUAUGACAACCACAACUGCAGAUCCUACUACCACCACAACUGCAGCACCUACAGUGACAUCUGUAGCUCCUACGACCACUACAACUGCAGCACCUACUUCAACAACCACUGCAUCACCUACAAGAACAUCUGUAUCUACUUUGACAAACACUGCAGCACCUGCUACAAUAACUACAACUGAAGCCGCUACGGCAACCACAACACCUACUCCGACCAUUACAACAGCAGCACCUGCUACAAUAACUACAACUGCAGCUCUUACAACAACCGCAACUGCAGCUAAAGCUACAACCAUAAGUGCACCUCCUACUAUAACAUUUUUAGCUCUUAUGACCACUACAACAGCCGCACCUACAAUGACAACUGUUGCUCCGACGGCAACUAUAGCGCCUACGACCACUACAUCUACCAUACCUACAACAACUAAAGCUCUUACUCCAAUAACUGUAGCUCCUUCAACCAGCACCACAAAAGCUGCUAUGACAAUCAAUUCAGCUCUUACUACAACAACCAUUGGUCCUACCACCCCUACAACUGCAGCAUCUACUACGACAACAACUGCAGCUUUUACGAAAACCCCAAUUGCAGCUCCUACAACUGCAGCUCUAACAACUGCAGCUCCAACAACUGAGGCUCCUAAAGCUGCCACUGCAGCUCCUACAGCUGCAACUGCAGCUCCUACAACUGCAACUGCAACUCCUACAACUGCAACUCCUACAACUGCAACUCCUACAACUGCAGCUCCUACAACUGCAGCUCCUACAACUGCAACUGCAGCUCCUACAACUGCAACUGCAGCUCCUACAACUGCAACUGCAGCUCCUACAACUGCAACUGCAGCUCCUACAACUGCAGCUCCUACAACUGCAACUCCUACAACUGCAACUCCUACAACUGCAACUCCUACAACUGCAGCUCCUACAACUGCAACUGCAGCUCCUACAACUGCAGCUGAUAAUGCUGCUCUAAUUACAACAGCUAUAGCUCCUACAACCACUACAAUGGAAGCUCCUUCAACAACCACAACUCCAGCUCCUUCGACAACCACAACAAAAGCUGCUACAAAAACCACAACUGUAGCUGCUACGACCACCACAACAGCAGCACCCACAACGACAACUGUAGAAGCAACCACACCCCUCCUACUCUGUUGCUGACCACUCCUUUCAAUACCACAAGUGGAGGUUUUCCUGGCUGGGCUCUGGCCAUUAUCAUCCCUUGUGGCAUCGCUAUCAUUUUGGUACCUCUGUGGAUCCUGCUAUGUUGCAUUUUAUGUGGCGGAUGUGCAGCUAUAAGGAGACGCUGGCACAGACGCAGAUCUUACAAUGUACAGUACACCAGAAGAAACAGUCUCUUCUGAGGUGACAACGCUAACAUCUGUGGCCAAUUGUCAUCACAAGAACAGCCAAUCAUCUAUAUCUGCUAAUCACGGGACUUUAAUUCAUGGAAAAUCACUUGACUACACAGGACUGCAUCUGAGAAGAUCAAGUGAAAAUUGAUAAUAAGCUUAAAAGGCCACGUUUUUGUGCAAUGUACUACUUUUUAUAUUAUGCAUCUGAUUGUUAAUCAAAGUUACAGCUGAGCUGAAGAAAGUAUGUUUAUAUAUUUAUUAGUCAUGUCAUUUGUGGUUUCAAGCUGUGCUGUCCACUGACUAAAACAGUUAUCAUUUAUUUAUUUAAUGUAUAAUAAGCUUCAUUCCAAUAUUUGUUUGUUUGUUAUUUCCUUUCUUGAUUAACUAUUAAUGAAUUUAUUUUAAACUGCAAUACAGUACAUGUUUCUUCAACUUAUAGUUUGACAAAUGUAAUGAAAACACAAACCAGUAUUAUGUUCAAAUUUUAUGAAAAGGUUGAUUAUAGACAGCAUAUCUACACAUCAAAAGUAGUCAAAAUUGUCCGACCUGGCACCUUAAUCUAUGCAAACCUUAUUAAAGUCCCAGUUCAGUCAAAAAACAUGAUUUUCUUAUGUUUUGUAUUCAGUGCCUUCAGAACGUAUUCACACCCCUUGACUUAAGAA